Molecule: messenger RNA, 519 nt
Organism: Magallana angulata
Lineage: Eukaryota; Metazoa; Mollusca; Bivalvia; Ostreida; Ostreidae
Product: cubilin homolog
Exons: 3
Coding region: 1-519 (172 amino acids)
Source: RefSeq, a predicted model, not a curated record
AUGAAAGAGUUUGCUUAUCACACACAUCUCCCAUCAUAUAAAGAAGUCAUUAUCCAGUCCCCGGGUUACCCGAAUAAAAACUACUCUAGAGACACGACAUAUAAGUGGCUUGUUACUGCACCAUACACAACAGAAGAAAUUUUGAUCAAGAUAAAGAUGGAUAUCCAAAAAUUGCCUAGUACUUGUAAAGACUAUUUGCAGAUUGAAGAAGCCAAUUCUCUCACUGGAAAUUUCCCAGUUUUUAAACAAUGUGGGAUGUCGCGAAUUAUCAGAACAACGCAAGGACAUCGACUUUUAAUCAAACUUGUUUCAAAUAAUGAUCAUUUGACUUCCAAAGGAUUCGAAUUAAAAUUGAAAGUGCUAAAAGUACGACCAACAACAUAUAAUAAAAGUUUACCAACAACAGCAAUAACAUCACAAAGGAUUUCGUCAGAAGCCUCAAUAUCGGUACCAUUAACAACGUCAACUGUAAUGUUAUCAACAUCAUUUGACACUCAUACAGGUAUAAAGUUUAUUUGA